Gilbertella persicaria is the source of this 731-nucleotide messenger RNA. RefSeq lists its product as uncharacterized. The transcript is spliced from 5 exons. Bases 137 to 544 code for a protein of 135 amino acids. Lineage: Eukaryota; Fungi; Mucoromycota; Mucoromycetes; Mucorales; Choanephoraceae. The record is from RefSeq and is a predicted model, not a curated record.
AUGAACACAACCAUCAAAGGGGAUGGAUUCAUGCACCUUGUCAAGUGCAUCAUGAACAAGACAAGACAACCCGUGUUAUUCUAUCAACUGAACAUACUCAAUUAUCACUGACAGCAAGGAUGAGUAUUUAUCUACCAUGCCAUUCCAUACAUUGAUAACACACUAUCAACAACACAUAGACCGUAAACUAGACGAUAUAAAUCAAUUGGUAUCCAGAAUGAAUCAAGCAAGACAGGACAUGGCUUGUUAUUCUUAUAAAUUGGCUGAAUUGGACCAUUCUAUUGACUUGCUGAAAGAAAACACAAAUCCAUGGAGUGCAUUGGACCGUGUCUCAAGUGUCAAGCAUCAAUUGACUGAAUCCAUGACUGAAUUUCAUUCAGGACAAGCACGCAUGUCUCGGUUACAAGAGCGUGUCUCUUUACACAACUUGUUUCUAAAAGGAUCAAGGCAGCGAUAUGAACAAAUCAAAGCUAGGUUUCGAAAUCAUGUUUGGUAUCCUUGGUUUUAUAGUGUGCUUACCUGUAUGGUGGUCAUUUUCUUUUAAAGAAAACAGAACUGAAUUGAGCUUUGAUCAACUCAUACUGAAAAUGAAAAGCAAUCUACUUGAAUGGAUCAAGAUGUGAUACAAGUGGAUCCCAUACACGGAUCUCAAUCAAGAAUGCUUGUAUCAAUAGCGCUGAUUGUGAAGUAAGAAGCUAUGUCAUGGCUCACAGUAAAGGCACCAGCAAAAC